AUGAUAUACGUGUGCGAGGCCUCUCUCGUGAGUGAGCAUUUAAUGGAUGCUUCCAUCCUAGAAUGGUCUUCAGCAUCCUCAUCCAUCGCGCGAAAAAGAGCCAAUAGAAGCAUUCCCGCAGCUGCUAUAUAUUCAUUACUCAUUCCCGUAGCUGCUAUAUAUUCAUUACUCAUUCCCGCAGCUGCUAUAUAUUCAUUACUCAUCUCCUCCGCAAUACUCCCACUCCUCCACAUUCUAUUCUGCUGCGUGCCGCUAUUCUACUUCAUUGACACACCGCUCGCUGUGCAAACCUCCUCAUCAUCCCCGCACCGAGUCUUGUACCAUCCGGCUCAUCUCACAGCUACAAAGAUCACCCACGUAUCCUCUGUCUCCACAAUGUUCAACCCAACUAUGACCGCUGAGGAGUUCAAGCAGACCAUGGACACUGCCCGCGAGGGUGUCCAGCAGCUGGCUGUGGAGAAGGAAAUGGUUAGCCUGGAACCGCACCAUGAUGAGCUCACGCCAGAGUACGUUAACGCACACAUGGCGCUGUUCAAACGGCUCAUUAAGAUCGUUGAUAAUGUGCUUUCUGUCGUGGAGGACACAGAUGAUGUGAUGGAGGGAGUGAAAGAAAAUAAAGAGGGUUGUGCUGAGUCUGAUAACGAGAUCGAUCCAGACUUGGACCACUCAGACAACCUGGGGAGUUUGCAACACAAGGAUGAAAACACAAAGCUAUGGGGGUCAAGCUGUAAUACGAUAUAA
Molecule: messenger RNA, 741 nt
Organism: Morchella importuna
Lineage: Eukaryota; Fungi; Ascomycota; Pezizomycetes; Pezizales; Morchellaceae
Exons: 3
Coding region: 1-741 (246 amino acids)
Source: RefSeq, a predicted model, not a curated record